Molecule: messenger RNA, 450 nt
Organism: Cladophialophora yegresii CBS 114405
Lineage: Eukaryota; Fungi; Ascomycota; Eurotiomycetes; Chaetothyriales; Herpotrichiellaceae
Product: translation initiation factor 1A
Exons: 2
Coding region: 1-450 (149 amino acids)
Biological process (GO): translational initiation
Cellular component (GO): cytoplasm
Molecular function (GO): translation initiation factor activity; RNA binding
Source: RefSeq, a predicted model, not a curated record
AUGCCUAAGAAUAAGGGAAAGGGAGGUAAAAAUCGACGUCGAGGCAAGAACGAAAACGACAACGAAAAGCGCGAACUCACCUUCAAGGAAGAGGGGCAAGAAUAUGCUCAGGUCCUGAAGAUGCUGGGCAACGGCCGGCUCGAGGCUCUGUGCUUCGACGGUGAGAAGCGCCUCGCUCACAUUCGCGGAAAACUGCGCAAGAAGGUCUGGAUCAACCAGGGAGACAUCAUCUUGCUGUCGCUGCGGGAUUAUCAGGACGAAAAGGGCGAUGUGAUUCUGAAGUACAGUGCCGAUGAGGCGAGAUCACUCAAGGCGUACGGCGAAUUGCCCGAAAGUGCGAAGAUCAACGAGACGGAUACCUACGGUCACGAGGGCGUUGACGACAACGUCGAGUUCGACGAGGAUCGGGACAGCGACUCGGACAAGGAUGUCGACAUCGACGACAUCUAG